This is a messenger RNA of Hypomesus transpacificus, 2755 nucleotides long. RefSeq names its product thiosulfate sulfurtransferase/rhodanese-like domain-containing protein 2. The transcript has 11 exons. The record is from RefSeq and is a predicted model, not a curated record. NCBI's taxonomy places the organism in Eukaryota, Metazoa, Chordata, Actinopteri, Osmeriformes, Osmeridae. The coding region runs from base 1043 to 2512 and encodes 489 amino acids.
UACAGGGACAUUCCCCCGAGGCAAGUCGGGUGAAGUGCCUUGCCCAAGGACACAACAUCAUUCGGCAAGGCUGGGAAUCGAACACAUAACACGGGUCUCCAACCCUGCUCCUUGAGAACUAGCUUCCGGACUCACCUGACCUGAUUCAACACUAGUUACAUGAUCAACCAGAUUUCACCCCCCCAAAUCUCCACCAUGGGCAGACUUCUAUAACAGCCAAUGAACAGGUCAUCCUGCACCAAGAUGACCGAGGGCAGAUAAAGGUGCAGUGAGCUUGACCCGAACAGAAGACUGCUCUCCCAAGAGAGCCUUUAAACUGUUUUUUUUACAGUACAGAACCACUAGAAUUCAACAAGUGGCAUGUAUGAUACUUAUAUUUCCUUGCUGUCAUGUGGCAAGGAUGUCGUUUUCCCUGCGACAUCCAGCUCUGAAGCUCACUCUAUCGGUGGGUCGGUCUACAAAGACUGCUCGUGGGUGCAUGGUCGCAGUUACUGCGAACUUGCGCCUUUUUUGGUUUUGUUAACACCAUCAGGUGUGUCACAUCCUCCGUGUUAAACAACCACAUCAGCUUAGAUGACUUCCUGUCUAACAUAGCGCCCGGCCACAUCCUCCCACUGAUGUUAGCUAGCUGCCUUCAACCAACACGCUAGCAUUCACCUACAGAUACAAGAAUCAAGACUGAGAGAGACUUUAGACGCCACUUAUUCAUGAAUCGAUCAGUUCAAUUUGAAGACACUGUCCAUGAGACUCGGUUUCACAGCGCAGUGUAAAAUGCCACCUCUCAAUGCCGAUUUGGACAACACACCCACACACACCCACACAACCACACACACCCACCCACGCACACACAUUGGGUCUCCACCAUGACAAAGAGAAGUUUUCCCUUUGUACUCUCACAAGCCUUGUUUCACCUUCUGUUUGUGCUUGAUGUUUCAUUUAAGUGUAAUCUGACAGCCUUCUGAAGAUCAAUAGAGAAGUGAGACUAACUUGAGAAAGAGAAGUGCACUUGUGGCUAUGAAGUAGUAAACUACCCAAACACAUCAUGACGUCACGAAACUGUCUUUUCAGCUUGCAUCAAGGGGGUGAAGGAUAUGCUGGGUUUGGAUGGCGACCAAGGUUGAGGCAACUACGUCAUCACAAUCCAGGCUUAAAGGAUACUUAUGCUCCUCAUGGCCGAAAACAAAAGAAACUGCAACUUUCCACAACCUUAAGAAAGUGUUAUGCUUUCUGCAAGAGGAAGACCUUUGCCAAAUUUGUGGCAUCGAAGGAAAACCCAUGUUCCGAGGAAGCCGUUCGUCCAACAACCUGGCAUUGCUGUGGCCAAAGCUUCUAUGAACCCUCUUCAAUCCACAAGCAUGUGGCCAGGGCUCAUGAAUCUGAGAUUACACAGUUAACAGAGUCAACGUUCGAGAACUUUCUCAGCCAGACUGAGAAAGACACAUUAUCGCAACAGCAAGUAAAAGUGAAAGAGACUGUAGAUAUUUCACAGUGGAUUCCUGACACCAGCCACAUCACUGAUGACCAGCUACACAAUGGUCCAGGUGAGGUUCUCCUAUACUACUGCUAUUGCCAGCUUACCGAUCCACAUGCUAUCUGUGCCUGGCAAAAGGCCAUGUGUGAGAAACUCCACCUAACUGGCAAGGUGAGGGUGGCUACAGAGGGUAUCAAUGGAACAAUUGGUGGCACCAAAGUGGCGACCAAGUCGUACAUCAAGGCAAUGCGUUCACAUCCAGUCUUUAAGAUCAUGGAUCAGGAGGACUUCAAGACCAGCGAUGGAGGGGCAGGCUGUUUCUCUGAUCUCAGGGUGGGUGUCUACAAGGAAAUCGUCCCCAUGGGAGUGGACCCUGAGGAAGUGUCCUACAGACUGGCAGGAAUCCAUUUGGAACCGGAGGAAUUUCACAAAGAAGUGGAGGCUAUUCUGUCAAAAACGGAUACUUGCAAAGAAACAAUACUGUUAGACUGCCGAAACUUCUACGAGAGUAAAAUAGGCCACUUCAGACAUUGUGUAGCCCCCAACAUUCGCAAGUUCAGCUACUUCCCUGACUACGUUGACCAGAACAUUGACCUCUUCAGAGACAAGAAUGUGCUCAUGUACUGCACAGGGGGCAUUCGGUGUGAACGUGGGUCAGCCUAUCUUCGCUCCAAGGAGGUGUGCAAGGAGGUGUACCAGCUGAAGGGAGGGAUUCAUAAGUACCUGGAGCGCUUCCCAGAGGGGUUUUAUCGAGGGAAACUGUUUGUGUUUGACGAACGCUAUGCAAUCUCCUCUAACGGUGAUGUCAUCUCAGAGUGCAGAUACUGCGGCUCACCGUGGGACCAGUACCAGCUGUGCACCACCACCUUCUGCUGCCAGCUAGUCCUUUCCUGCCCCACCUGCAGACAGGGGGGGCUCACUUCCUGUUGUCCCACCUGCCAGAGCAAAGGCCAGGGCCAGAAGCCCUCUUCCACACCGCACCAAAGAGAGGAGUGCGAGUGCACAGACGGACGGCCUAGGAUCCCCCAGGAUGUGUUGUGAUGCGACAGUUUUACAGUUAGAAAAUACAUAUUUUUAAAUACAUAUGCUGUGCUGUGUGAGGAUUUAGAUGGCUAUGAAAGCAUGGCAGCGUUUGGUUUUAGUUAACAUGAACUUGAACCACAUUUAUUUAAUAUAAAAUAUUAGAUAAAUGUAUGAUAAAUGAGCAACUGUGUCAAUCCUUCGUGGAAAAGAUGGUACUAAACAACUGUAAUCUGUAAUCAUAAAAUUAAUUAUCUCACCUUA